Molecule: messenger RNA, 1508 nt
Organism: Caenorhabditis elegans
Lineage: Eukaryota; Metazoa; Nematoda; Chromadorea; Rhabditida; Rhabditidae
Gene: rpi-1
Product: Protein rpi-1
Exons: 5
Coding region: 40-1392 (450 amino acids)
Biological process (GO): intracellular signal transduction
Cellular component (GO): cytoskeleton; cilium; axoneme
Source: RefSeq, marked reviewed
AGGUGAUUCUGAUUCUGCAGUGUGUGAUUUGUGUGCAGAAUGCCAACUCCAUCGACAAAAAAGAAGGUGAAAAAGGUGGCAGAGGAUCCGUUAUCUUCAUCGGGAGUCUCUUCGCUAUCCGGCAUUUCUUCGUAUAAUAUUCGCAAAAUUUCGAUUUAUAAAAAUGGAGAUAGGUAUCAUAGAGGUGUUAAGUUUGUGAUAAAUCCACGUGUGAUAAAAGAUAUGGAGCCGCUGCUCAAUCAGGUCAACGAUAGAAUCGAGCUUUCACAUGGAGCCAAGAAAUUGUACACUACGGAUGGAAAAAUUGUGAACUCGAUCAAGGAGUUGGAAGAUGGAAAGAUCUACGUCGCCGCGUCCGCCCAAUUCAUCCCAAUGCGAUAUGGAGAGUUUGCUGAAAAAGUCUGGAAACCGCCAAGCCGAAAGCACAGCCCCAUCAUGAGCUCCGACCGAAUAAAGACAGCAAGGACGCGGAGCCAAGAUCCUAGUAAACGACGACAGCCGCAGAAUUCUGGGAGCUCUGCUCCGACGGGCUCUGGUGUGCAGAGAAGUCGAUCUGUGAGGACACUGGCGGAGGAUCGGAAGUCUCGGAGAGACGCAAAUCCAGCUCGUCCAAACGUCAAUGGAGCUUCAAAUGCUCCGAAGAAGUUUGAUGGAGCACGACCGAAGGCUCCACCAGCAAGACAGACGAUUCCAAAACCUAAGAAGAUCCUUACAACGUCUACAACCAACAAAAAACCACCAACACCAAAGCGAAAAGUAUCCAAAAAAGUGCUGGGCGCUGCUGCAGCGGCCGGCGUUACAGUUGUCGGAGCAGCUGCAAUUGGAGCCGUGGCUGCCGCCAAGCGAUCAACGCCGAAGCCUAUUCCGACAGCUGUAUCGGAUGUUUCCACAGCUUCAUCGAUUCCUAUACCGAAUGUGACAGGUGCAGCUGAGAUUCUGGAGUUCCCGGAGGAAGAAAAGAAAAUCGAUAUGGCAACUAUACAUCGGACCCCAACGCCUCCAGUGGUCGCGUCGAGGCCAGCGACUGCGAAGGCUCCGGGGACACCUGCAAACAGGUCAGCGACUGCGUUGGAGGCUAAGAGUGUAUCACAACAACCAACUCCGGAGAGCUCGGAGGAAGAGGAGGAUGAAGGCAAUGGAGACGAGGAUGACGAUGAAGAAGUGGAGGAUGAUGAGGAGGAUGCAGGAUCGGAUGAAGCUGAGGAAGAACCAUCGGAUGAGGAGGAGGAGGACGAAGAGACGGAGGAGGAGGAGGAGGAGGAGGAGGAGGAGGAAGAGGAUGAUGAUGAGUCAAGAGUGGAGACACCUGCUUCCAGGAAGUCUUCUUCAGCUGUUUCAUUUUCCGGAUCCACUGAAGAAGACCACAAGAAAGGAGAUGAAGCCAAAAAAUGAUUGAUUUCUCUGUGAUUUUUUUUUCAAAAUAUUUUUCCCUUCAACUUAUCCCUCUUCCUCGUCAACAUUUUUCUGUCAAAAAUCUCCUCACUUAUUAAUAAAUGGCUAGACUUUCA